Misgurnus anguillicaudatus (oriental weatherfish) is the source of this 686-nucleotide messenger RNA. RefSeq names its product pterin-4 alpha-carbinolamine dehydratase/dimerization cofactor of hepatocyte nuclear factor 1 alpha (gene pcbd1). NCBI's taxonomy places the organism in Eukaryota, Metazoa, Chordata, Actinopteri, Cypriniformes, Cobitidae. The record is from RefSeq and is a predicted model, not a curated record. Gene Ontology annotation, biological process: tetrahydrobiopterin biosynthetic process. Gene Ontology annotation, molecular function: 4-alpha-hydroxytetrahydrobiopterin dehydratase activity.
UUACUUCUGCUACAACCGUAAUAUGUUGUAAGCUUCUAAAAUUUAAAAGUGCAAGUCAUCAUUGUUUCCAUAUGGGGUUCACAACAGCCAAUCAGAGUGCUUAUUUCUGCACAUCCCAUCGAGAAUGCUUGCUUAACAGUGUGGGAGCUUGUAAAACUGUACAAAUAUUGUCUUUGCUGGCUGGAAAGAUUCAGAGUCUUACCCUGGAGGAGAGAGAGCACCUCCUGCCCAUACUCAGGAAUGCACAGUGGGUGGAGGUGGUGGGGAGGGAUGCCAUUUACAAGGAGUUCAUCUUUAAAGACUUCAACCAGGCUUUUGGGUUCAUGUCUAGAGUAGCACUGCAGGCUGAGAAAAUGGAUCAUCACCCUGAAUGGUUUAAUGUGUAUAACAAGGUCCAGAUCACCCUCAGCACUCAUGAGUGUGGAGGACUUUCCCAACGUGACAUCAGCCUUGCUACCUUUAUAGAUCAGGUCUCGGUCCUAUGAGUUAUACCUCUCAGUUAUCCUCUUUGCAGACUGUACAAACGGACCAAAAACAUUAAAUCAUUUAUUGAGGAACCAACUAUAUCAGUUUUAACUGUGUGUACAGUCACACUUGAAGCUAGCGUGUUACAUUUGAUCAUUACCUUAUAAGUAUUAAUGGAACAGACCUUUUUAAUCAUUCCAAAUAAAUAGUAUAUAAACAUA